GAUUUUUUGAUGACGAUAAUGUUUUUCCUGAUAAUGAUAAUUUUUUUGGUGGCAAUAAUUUUUCUGAUAGCAAUGAUUUUUCGGGGGACAAUUUUUCUGGUGACGAUAAUUUCUUUGACAACAAUAAUUUGUCUUAUUAUCAUGGGUUUUCUGAUAACUACGAUAGUUCUGAUGAUUAUUAA
Dentiscutata heterogama is the source of this 182-nucleotide messenger RNA. The record is from the annotation of a GenBank genome assembly. Lineage: Eukaryota; Fungi; Glomeromycota; Glomeromycetes; Diversisporales; Gigasporaceae.